Pestalotiopsis fici W106-1 is the source of this 2133-nucleotide messenger RNA. RefSeq lists its product as uncharacterized. The transcript is spliced from 2 exons. Gene Ontology annotation, cellular component: autophagosome; cytoplasm. Gene Ontology annotation, molecular function: ATP binding; protein serine/threonine kinase activity. The record is from RefSeq and is a predicted model, not a curated record. Gene Ontology annotation, biological process: protein autophosphorylation; peptidyl-serine phosphorylation; autophagy. Lineage: Eukaryota; Fungi; Ascomycota; Sordariomycetes; Amphisphaeriales; Sporocadaceae. Bases 1 to 2133 code for a protein of 710 amino acids.
AUGGCCGACACUGCCAAUGGUUGGCAGACGGUAGUAUUACCGCACGCUCACAGUCGGGUCAGCCAGCUCGACAGGGCGCAAUUAGCUGCGUACGAGCGCCAGGCUCUUGACUUGUGGGCGCAGGCCGAGGGCGAUUGGUCUGGCUGUGGCAAGCACACAACAGACGUCGCGGAAGCAAAGAAACUCCACAGCAAGCUCAAGUCGACAAUUGUUCAGAAGCUGGGCCAAGGAGGUCAAGGUGAAGUCGAGAAACUCAACUAUACACACAAGAACCGUUCGGUUGUUUUGGCCAGGAAACGCUUGAAGGGAUUCGUCGAUAUACUCCGAGCGGAAGCCGACAACCUCGAAAGAUUAUGCCACGAUCAUAUUGUGCGAUUGAUCGGCACGUACAGUAACCACCGCAAAGAGCUUUAUCUGCUGCUCUGGCCCGCCGCCACUCGCGAUCUCGCAAGCCUGCUCAAUGAUCUGGACGACCUUCGAUUCGAUGGCGGCGACCGUGCCGAUAUCCUCGAACGUUUAGGAGAACUAGAACUCCGUGACACAAGCGCGAUCGAUCACCCAUAUGCGAUCCAGAAGCCUGAUAUUGUUAGCAGUGGCUGUCCCUUGGAUUAUCUUCGCCGCUCCAUGGGCUGCCUGACCGAAGCGCUCAAGUACUGUCACGACUCCAACAUUCGUCACCUGGAUCUGAAGCCCGAGAACAUACUCGUAAGCCCGGGCCAAGUCCAUCUGGCCGACUUUGGCAUCUCGAGAGACGUCACAGAUCAGGAACAUACCAUGACAUGCCAAGAAAUAGGGACGAAGAAAUGGUUCGCCCCUGAACGUUUCUCUCGUUCGGGGGGCUGGUCUAUGAAAACGGGCGGCGACAUCUACUCGCUUGGACUCGUUUUCUUGAACAUUGCAGCCAUCAUGUACGGAAUGAAGCAGUCCGACUUCUCCAACAUCCUGAAACAAGUCGACUGGAAGCUCAAGCUUGACCAACUCAAUUUGUUCCUCGAAAAGUCCGAAAAGCAAGCUCUUGCAACACAAGACUUUGCAGAUGCCCGAGCUCCAACAUACCGGCCAAAGCAUAUCAUCACACUGAUCAGGUCAAUGACCGAUGUCGACCCAGAGAAACGGCCCGACACGACUGGUGUAAGCAGGGAGCUUUACCGACUCGGCGGGUUAGAGCAAGUUUACUUUAAUCCUUGCUGCAAAGCAUCGCCCCGGGCUCUCACUCAACUAUUGGAUGAAGAUUACGCCAUAAUAUGCAACGAACGGAACUCACUGGCCAGAGAAAAUGAACGCAUCGGCAAACGACUCAACACUCUUGAAGCUGCCGUGAUGACUUAUGAUAUGAGGAUUCAAAACCAGCAACAAAAGUUUGCAAGAGACCUGGCACAUGUGACCAAGCAGCUUGAUGAAGCCAAACGGCGUAAUAGCGAACUAGAGACCAAACCUCAGCAAGGUCAUCUUCCCCGUCCUGGAGCAGCUCGCCCGAAGCUCAAAUCACCAAAUCGACAUUACAGUAACCCACCUGAACCAGUUGUCAAUACGGCCCAGGAACCCAAGCCGCGUCGACCAUCUGGGCCAGAUAUGCGUAAAUCGACGGGCUCUCUGCCCAAUUAUUCGCUUCGUUCUCACCCCUCGGCCUCUAGACUGCCACAGCCAAUCAACCCUUCAACACCAAGAAGAUCUGGGACGCCAAGCACCCCUCGUGAUGCAAACUUGACAGACAGCACCAUUGAUAGUAUGGCCUCAUCGCUGUUCAGCCGGCGUACGACUAGCAGUGGGUUAUCUCCGAACCCAAGCCCAAGUGCGUCCAAGAUUCUGGUCAAGACCAACAACAAUGAAUCAACCGAAUCCCGGGGGGCGGAAUAUGGCUUGGGAAUAUCCCAGGCUAUGAAUCCGGCACCCCAAGUCGCAAGCAAGACUUUCCUGUCUGACGAUUUACUCGUCGAAAUAGGCUCACAACAUGGAGGAUCAGUUCAAGACACUAUCAGUUUGGCAAGCGAAGAACAGUCUGAAUUUGCAAGACCUGCUAGGAAGCCCUCGCUUCCCGUGGCGAAGAGUUGGGCUGCUAUCGCUGGAGACAAGCAAGGACUUGCCGGAAUGCUUGGUGCGGCAGUUGCUGGAAAGAAAAAGAAGGCGCAAUGA